Molecule: messenger RNA, 1206 nt
Organism: Symbiodinium sp. CCMP2456
Lineage: Eukaryota; Dinophyceae; Suessiales; Symbiodiniaceae
Source: the annotation of a GenBank genome assembly
AUGGCGCCGUCGCCAUGGCUGAGCCUGGUAACUCCGUCCCUAGCGGCAUUGGCCGGGGUUGCGCUGGGCAUCUUCCUGGAACGCUCCCGCCGCGCGAAGGGAAGCCGCCAGUCCUCACGGGAUGUUGUGAACUCGGGCGAGGAGCUUCGCGUGGAGCGCGGGGAACUGGAGGCAGCUGUGGCUGCUUGCCUGGAGGCAGCCGGGGCCCCUAAGCCCAAAGCCAACCUGGUGGCCCGAGUCCUGGUGGCUGCAGAUUGUCGUGGCAUCCCAUCUCAUGGGGUCAACCGCACAGAGAUGUACUGUGGAGAACUGCGGGCAGGACUUAUCGACCCGGAUGCGAUGCCCCGCCUCUCUUCGGAGACGGUGAGCACUGCCAAUGUAGAUGGGCUGAACGGUUUGGGCGCUGUUGUCUCGGAAUUUGCCAUGCAACUCUGCAUACGCAAAGCAAAGGCUUCAGGCAUAGGCCUUGUGGUGUGCCACAACAGCAACCAUUUUGGAAUUGCAGGGUUCUGGUCCGAGCUUGCGUUGAAAGAAGGUCUGAUUGGGGGAACAAAUCCAAUCUCCUGCUACUGUCCUGGCACACGUGAUAGUUUUCAAUUGGAUAUGGCAACUUCAACAGUGCCAGUGGGGAAAAUUGAAGUUUGCCAUCGCAAGGAGCAGGAAAUUCCACCUGGCUGGGGCGUGGACAGAGCUGGGGCUCCAACAAACAACCCGACUGAGGUGCUUGCUGGUGGAGGCUUGACUCCCGUCGGGGGCCUUGAGGAAACUGCUGGGUACAAAGGCUAUGGCUUGAACAUGAUGGUUGAGAUCCUUUGUGCGGUUUUGAGCGGCUGCAAAGAUGUCGGUCCUGACGUUCCGCCCUGGAGAGUGGAUCGAGGCCGGCCUGUGGACUAUGGACACUGCUUCAUGUGCAUUGACCCAGAAAAAAUGUUACCAGAAGGUGAGUUUCAGGCGAAGCUCAGUGCUUAUUUGGCUCGGAUGCGCGGCCUCUCUGCAGCUGAUGCCGCACUGCCCGUGCUGGUCCCUGGUGACCCAGAGAACGCGGAAGAGCUGGCAGCCGAGAAGCAUGGGGUCCGACUCAACAUCCAGGUGGCGCACGGUCUGCGGAAGCUUUCUCAAGACUUGGCCUGCUUGCAGAAGAUGCCAGCACCGAUCCGGGACCUGCCACAGAACGUGAUGGCACCAAGGCAUCCUCACACCGUUUAG